Esox lucius (northern pike) is the source of this 4814-nucleotide messenger RNA. RefSeq names its product potassium voltage-gated channel, subfamily H (eag-related), member 1b (gene kcnh1b). Lineage: Eukaryota; Metazoa; Chordata; Actinopteri; Esociformes; Esocidae. Gene Ontology annotation, biological process: potassium ion transmembrane transport; regulation of membrane potential. The record is from RefSeq and is a predicted model, not a curated record. Gene Ontology annotation, cellular component: membrane. Gene Ontology annotation, molecular function: delayed rectifier potassium channel activity. The transcript is spliced from 13 exons. The coding region runs from base 245 to 3181 and encodes 978 amino acids.
GCGAGACGAGAGACAGGUGAUGCGGGCUCUGCAUGCAUCGCUUCUUCGACAGGGGGAGCACCGUUACGGAACGAGCGGUCGAACAGCACGAGGUGAGAGAUACUUCUGCUCAUAUCUAAGCAGAAAAGGGACCAUGAAAGCAGCAGAGCGAAGAUCUGAGAAUAAGUAUUGUCCUGCGGAUAUGUCAGGGAUCCUUCCACUCUAAAAGCGUUUUCUUCUGACCGACGUUGAAUGACAAGGCGGGAUGGCAGGUGGACGUCGAGGACUUGUGGCCCCGCAAAACACUUUUCUCGAGAACAUCGUCCGAAGGUCCAAUGUUUGGACAUUAUCACAUAGACAGACAGAUACCAACUUUGUUCUGGGCAAUGCCCAGAUUGUGGACUGGCCCAUUGUUUACAGCAACGAUGGCUUCUGCAAGCUCUCUGGUUACCACCGUGCUGAGGUCAUGCAGAAGAGUAGCACAUGCAGUUUCAUGUAUGGCGAGCUCACGGACAAGGAGACGGGGGAGAAAGUCCGACUGACCUUUGAGAAUUAUGAGAUGAAUUCAUUUGAAAUUCUCAUGUAUAAAAAGAAUCGGAUGCCAGUUUGGUUCUUUGUUAAGAUCGCUCCUAUUAGGAAUGAGCAGGACAAGGUGGUGCUGUUUCUGUGCACCUUCAGUGACAUAACUGCGUUCAAGCAGCCAAUAGAGGAUGACUCUGUGAAAGGAUGGGGUAAAUUCGCUCGGCUCACCCGGGCUUUGACGAGCAGCCGGGGAGUGUUGCAGCAGCUGGCUCCCACCGUCCACAAAGGAGAAAACGUCCACAAGCACUCUCGUCUGGCUGAGGUUCUCCAGCUGGGCUCAGACAUUCUCCCGCAAUACAAGCAGGAAACACCUAAAACCCCUCCACACAUCAUCCUGCACUACUGCACCUUCAAGACCACCUGGGAUUGGGUCAUCCUCAUCCUCACCUUCUACACAGCCAUCAUGGUUCCCUACAAUGUUUCAUUUAAGACCAAGCAGAACAACGUCACCUGGCUGGUAGUGGACAGCAUUGUGGAUGUCAUCUUUCUGGUGGACAUUGUUCUCAACUUCCAUACCACAUUUGUGGGGCCAGCUGGAGAGGUGAUCUCGGACCCCAAGCUGAUCCGAAUGAAUUAUGUCAAGACAUGGUUCGUCAUUGACCUGCUCUCCUGCCUGCCCUACGACGUCAUCAAUGCCUUCGAGAACGUUGACGAGGGCAUCAGCAGUCUCUUCAGUUCCCUCAAAGUGGUCCGUCUCCUCCGGUUGGGCCGGGUGGCUCGUAAACUGGACCACUAUAUUGAAUACGGGGCAGCUGUCCUGGUCCUGCUGGUGUGCGUCUUUGGCCUGGCAGCCCACUGGCUGGCCUGCAUUUGGUACAGCAUCGGCGACUAUGAAGUCAUCGACGAGAAUACCAACAGCGUGAGGAUGGACAGCUGGCUCUACAUAUUGAGUGAAUCGGUGGGGACACCAUACCGCUUCAACGCCAGCGGCAACGGAAGGUGGGAGGGCGGGCCUAGCAAGGACUCGGUCUACAUCACUUCUCUUUACUUCACCAUGACCAGCCUGACCAGUAUCGGCUUCGGCAACAUUGCCCCCACAACUGACGGAGAAAAGCUCUUCGCCGUGGCCAUGAUGAUGAUCGGAUCACUUCUGUAUGCCACUAUCUUUGGUAAUGUGACCACCAUCUUCCAGCAGAUGUACGCCAACACAAACCGCUACCAUGAGAUGCUAAACAGCGUCCGCGACUUCCUCAAGCUCUACCAGGUGCCAAAGGGUCUUAGUGAACGUGUCAUGGACUAUAUAGUCUCAACAUGGUCCAUGUCCAGAGGCAUCGACACUGACAAGGUGUUGCAGAUCUGCCCCAAAGACAUGCGGGCAGACAUUUGUGUCCACCUCAACAGAAAGGUGUUCAAAGAGCACCCGGCCUUCCGACUGGCCAGCGAUGGCUGCCUGCGGGCCCUGGCAAUGGAGUUCCAGACCACACACAGUGCCCCCGGAGACCUCAUCUACCACGCAGGUGAAAGUGUAGACAGCCUCUGCUUUGUGGUGUCUGGGUCUUUAGAGGUCAUCCAGGACGAUGAAGUUGUCGCCAUUUUAGGAAAGGGGGAUGUGUUUGGUGACGUUUUCUGGAAGGAGGUGACACUAGCUCAGGCUUGUGCCAAUGUCCGGGCCUUGACCUAUUGUGAUCUCCACGUCAUCAAGCGUGAUGCCCUGCAGAAAGUCCUGGAGUUCUACACAGCAUUCUCCAACCACUUCUCCCGCAACCUGCUGCUCACCUAUAACCUCAGGAAAAGAAUUGUGUUUCGGAAGAUCAGCGAUGUGAAACGAGAAGAAGAGGAGAUGCUUAAGAGGAAGAAUGAGGCCCCUUUGAAUCUCCCUCCAGACCACCCAGUCCGUCGCCUCUUCCAGCGCUUCCGGCAGCAGAGGGAGGCACGCCUGGCAGCGGAACGAGCGUGUCAGGGGGAUUCACCGGACGUGGAAAGAGGCAUUGUCCACCUGGAACAAACCAAGGUCCGCGAGGUCCUUGCUUCCACAAGCAUCAUCACUGUUACCGAGAGCCCUGCUACUCCCAAAGCCUUGUCUGCUUCAUCCUCCAGGACCUCUAGUCGAGUCAUACUUCAUGCCCCCGCCGUCCAAAACGGCAAUCUCAUAGGCUGCAAGUCAGCAGAGGCUCCACCCAAGACAUCAAAAGGCUGGGGUCGUUUCAAGGAGUCCGUUGUGAAGGCAGAGUCGUGGAGCAGUGUUUCUAAGGCAGAGUCCAUGGAGACCUUGCCGGAGAGGACUAAGUCUCAUGAUGAGAAUUCUCUCAAGAAGACGGACUCUUGCGACAGCGGUAUUACUAAGAGCGACCUGCGCUUGGAUAACAUGGGAGAAGCAAGAACUCCGCAAGAACGGAGCCCUGUACAGUCAGAAGGGAAGCUUUAUGUCUGUCCAAUGCCUAAACAGACGAUGCAUGCUUCUUUUCUGGAGCUUAAGCAAGAACUUAGGGGAGACAUUAAGUCUCUUUAUGACCGCAUGGCAGUGCUGGAAGCCCAGCUGACUGAGAUGCUUCAACUGCUCAAAUCCAACAAGGCCACAGGUUCGAGAAAGGCCUCUCGCUCAUCUAGUUUCUAUGAGAUGUCACGAGCAGCAUCCCCGGAGUCAGAUAAAGAUCAGGAUGACAGCUUUUCAAAAUCUUGAUGUUCUGCAAGGUUUGUCAGUCAAUGGGAUGUAUAGUGUAAAUGCAUCCAGGAGGUCCACUGGGAAAAUAUGGAAAUAUCUUGGAAGUGUUAUGAAUUGAUUUUACGGGCUUCGUUGCCCUUGUUUUUUGGGUGGGGGCAUAUUAAUUGAUCUACAUUUAUAUAAUCUCUGCGCCCUGAGGCAUAUACAUACUGUGCGCAUUCCAUGGGUUAAAAAAUAGCAAAAUGAAUGCAUGUUUUAAAAAAAAUUUGACCUGCUUUACUUUAGAAAGGGAAAAAAGUCAUAUUUUUCAUGGUAAAAUGCUGCAAUGGCACCAGCAGUGUUGCAAUGUUGCAUACCCACAACAGAUGUUUUAAUAAUUCAAAUUAGCAAUAAUAUUUGAUUGCAUCAAGCUUUUCACCAGGUGUCAAAUCUCUUUGUGUUGCAGGAUUGUGAUGAUGUGGUCAUGAUAAUAUGAGUGAAUUUAAGCAACAGAGAAGAUGCGCAUUUCAAAAAUGGCAUUGUUCAUAAAUUAUUUAGCUUUCCUGAUGAUUUAAUCAAAGGUUCAUGCAUUUACUUGUUUUGUAAAUGAGGACAGAUUGUUAUGUUGUAUAUCUAUUCGGUAGUUGGUAAAUGAAUGUGAGCACAGCUGCAGAAUACAUGAAAGCAAACCAUGUGUGAUAUGGGAAGCUUGGUAUCUCUAUAUGUUUGGCCAUUGCAACUGUACGUUGCAAAAUAUACACCAAAAACACACGUUGGAGACAUUUUAAAGUGCACCUUUUCACCCCAUCCAAGUGUUAUGUUCUUUGGUUUUUUAAAGCAACACAAAACUACCUUGAAUGCACUGUGGCUUGUUAGUUGCACCAUUGCGCGCUCCUAGUGGUAUUCAAAUGAAGGGGGAAACCAUGACUGGAAACAUUCAAUGUAUGGUAGAAACCACUAUUUAUUUUUUUACCAGAUUUUGUCUAUUUCUAAUAAACAUCCACUUUGAAUUGUCCAAGGUGAACUCAUCAUUAAUAUAUCUUGCCCAUGACACCUUAAUGUGCAUUUUGUUUCAUCAGUGCUGAUGUAAUAUGCAAACUAUUGCCAUUUACUGUAUAUUGUGUCUGUUAAAUGAGUAAAAUACGAUACUUGUAUGUGGCAUUUAUGGAUAAUGCACAAGGAAAUUCUCUGUUGCACUAUGGUAAUUUAUAGCGACAAUGUUUUCCAUGCAUGACAACUGAAGCUGAAUUUUCCUUCAUCAAUAAUAAUUACAUUGAAGUUGAAUCAGUUUUUCCCCAAUGCGGAGUUUCUCAUCUGUCAUUUUAUUAAAUUAACAACUUUACCUAUGUUGCUGUCUUGAGUACGCUCCUUACGUAUUCAGGCAAUAAGUAAAAAAAUUGAAUUGGUAAAGAAAUGUUUGGAUACAUUAUUUUAUUUGAAGCCUUGUGUGCAUGAUUGCACAUUGUUUGCAUUUGACCUUAAAACUGUAAGAAUAUCAUGUAUACACUGUUUCAGGAUUUCAGAUUUACUCAGAUACUAAUAAUGAAUAGUAAUUUACCAGUAAUGUACAUGUUAUUGUAUUCACAGCUUGUUGGCAAUGAUGAAUGUCUUGGCAAGAACAAAGAUGAGUAUUUGUGAAAUAUUCAUAAUAAAGGCUUUUGUACUUUGAAUA